AUGGCUGCUGUCUCCCCAUCCGGGUCGGACGCGGACCCAGCCAAACUCAGCGUCCUGAAGGACGCCCUGUACGAAUCAUGUCAGCUCAACGGCGACGAGACCCGGCUCUUCAGCCAAGAAGACCUCCUCUCCCUAGGCGUGACCGACGAUGCAAACACGCUCCUCCGAGUCCUCCAGGCGCUCAUCAAUGACCGCCUCCUCAUCUCGGUGGCGCGCCAGGGCGGCGGCUACCUGUGGAAGUGGAGGCCGGCCGCCGACGCCGCAAAAUACCGGGCACUCAAUAGGGAACAGUCCAUGGUGUACGAAAUGAUCGACGAUGCGGGCGCCGACGGGAUCUGGUCGCGCACCCUCAAGGCGAGGCUCCAGAUGCACGACUCCGUGCUUAAGGCACACCUCAAGUUCCUCGAGUCCAAGGGCUAUAUCAAGGACAUGAAGAGCGUGGAACACCCCAACAAGAAAAUGUACAUAAAGUCCAGCCUGCGGCCGUCGGAGAAGGCCACUGGAGGCCCAUGGUACACGGACAGCAACCUGGACGAGGCCUUCAUCUCAGAACUUCUCAAGGUGAUCUUCGAUUUCAUCACUAGGCAGAGCACAUACCGGAGCGUCCACAGCGUGCACAAGGAGAAACAACCAAAAAAGGGCGUGCUGAAAGGCGACAAGGAGGCUGCCGCAGCAAAGGGCAAGAAGAGGGCGGCAGAGGACAUCUCAGGCGAGGACCCAGCGCCCGCCCCGCGCGAGAAGCACCGGCACCGCGAGCCGAAGCGCACGCAGCUGCUGCCCCUGCCAGCGGGCUACAACGCGUACCCGACGGUGCGCCAGAUCGCGGAGCUCAUCUCGGCCAGUGGCAUCACCAACGACACGACGCUGGGCAUCGCGGACGUGCAGCAGCUGGUGGACGUGCUCGUGGCCGACGGGCUGGUCGAGCCGGUGCGCGUCGGCAAGGUGAGGGGCUUCCGGACUGUCCGCGCCGCGAAGGUGGACCCCACGCCGCUGACGGCCCUGAUGCGCGACCACAACAUGGACGAGGACGUCCUCGACCUGCAGGCGCAGGACAUGGGCGCGGGCCCCAUGAGCAAUGGGCUCGCCGAGGCGCCGUGCGGCAGGUGCCCCGUGUUCGACCUGUGCGAGGAGGGCGGGCCUGUGAACCCGGGGAACUGCGUCUACUUCCAGAGGUGGCUGGGCGACUGA
This is a messenger RNA of Diaporthe batatas, 1188 nucleotides long. RefSeq names its product DNA-directed RNA polymerase III subunit C34. Bases 1 to 1188 code for a protein of 395 amino acids. The transcript has a single exon. The record is from RefSeq and is a predicted model, not a curated record. Gene Ontology annotation, biological process: transcription by RNA polymerase III. Gene Ontology annotation, cellular component: RNA polymerase III complex. NCBI's taxonomy places the organism in Eukaryota, Fungi, Ascomycota, Sordariomycetes, Diaporthales, Diaporthaceae.